AACCUCCUCGUUCCCAAUUCCCUCCAAUCCAAAUUUCUAAAUUCUAUUUCACAUUUCUCGAGGUUUUCACCUAAUGGAAAAAAAAAACCCUAAUUAAACUCCCACUAGCUGUCUAAAUUUCCCCGAAUUCGCCACUCAACUCGGCCUCCUGUAAAGGGACAAGGAAAUGCCUUCAUGUCAGAUUUUGUAUGAAAUGAAUGUUGGUUUUGAUUGGACUGGUAGCUUUCAUACAUUUUGAAGGAUUUUGAGGAGUUGGUUUUGUUAAGAAAAAGUGACAUGGAGACGCCAGUUUCAGAAGGGUUGGUUUCAAAGAGGUCGUUGAGGAAGAAAUCCGCAGUGAAGAAUUAUGAUGAGAAUUUAAUGGAUGAGUUCAUAGAGAAGCAUAUAGGUGGUUCGUUUAGGAAGAUUAGAACAAAGGAGGAGUUGGAGAAAGAGACUGAAACUGAGGCAAUGAUAGCAUUAUCUUUGGGUUUCCCUAUUGAUGCGCUGAUUGAGGAUGAAAUUAAAGCAGGAGUGGUAAGAGAUAUAGGUGGAAAAGAGCAGAAUGAUUAUAUUGUUCUUAGGAAUCAUAUCCUUUCUCGGUGGAGGAGUAAUGUACGGAUAUGGUUAUCUAAAGGACAUAUAAGAGAAACCGUGAGUAAUGAAUAUGAACAUCUGUUGUCUGCUGCUUAUGAUUUUCUUCUGUAUAAUGGGUAUAUUAAUUUUGGAGUUUCACCAUCCUUUUCCUCUUACGUCCCAGCGGAGGCAACUGAGGGUUCUGUGAUAAUAGUUGGAGCUGGACUUGCUGGCUUGGCAGCAGCAAGGCAACUUAUAUCUUUUGGUUUCAAGGUCGUUGUUAUAGAAGGGAGGAAUCGACCUGGGGGAAGAGUUUAUACUCAACUGAUGGGUAAGAAGGAUAAGCGUGGUGCUGUGGAUCUUGGUGGUAGUGUAAUCACUGGCAUCCAUGCCAAUCCUCUUGGAGUUCUGGCCCGGCAACUUUCUAUUCCACUUCAUAAGGUCCGAGAUAAUUGCCCUUUAUAUAAACCUGAUGGGGUGCCUGUCAAUAAGGUAAUUGACUCGAAGACUGAAAUGAUCUUUAACAAGUUGCUUGACAAAGUCAAUGAACUGAGAAAAAUAAUGGGUGGAUUUGCUAAUUAUAUUUCUCUUGGAUCAGUUCUGGAAAAGCUAAGACAGUUGUAUGGUGUGGCUAGAAGCCCAGAGGAGAGACAACUUUUGGAAUGGCAUCUUGCUAAUUUGGAAUAUGCAAAUGCAGGAUGUCUUUCUGACUUGUCUGCUGCCUACUGGGACCAGGAUGAUCCUUAUGAGAUGGGUGGAGACCAUUGUUUUCUUGCUGGAGGGAACUGGAGAUUGAUAAAAGCAUUAUGUGAUGGAGUUCCCAUAAUCUAUGGGAAAACAGUUGAUGCUAUUAGAUAUGGUGUUGAAGGAGUUGAGGUUGUUACCGGUAAGCAAGCAUUCCAAGCAGAUAUGGUUCUUUGUACUGUGCCUCUUGGAGUCUUGAAGAGAAGGACCAUUAGAUUUGAGCCAGAGUUACCUCAAAGAAAGCUAGCUGCAAUUGACAGAUUAGGUUUCGGGCUCCUGAAUAAAGUUGCCAUGAUUUUCUCUCAUGUUUUUUGGGGAGAAGAGUUGGAUACAUUUGGAUGUCUCAAUGAUACCAGUGAUAACCGUGGGGAGUUCUUUUUAUUCUACAGCUACCACACUGUUUCCGGGGGUCCGGUGUUGAUUGCGCUGGUGGCUGGUAAAGCUGCACAAACAUUUGAGCGCACAGAUCCUUCACUCUUGCUCCAUCGCGUUCUAAGCAAACUUAGAGGUAUAUAUGGUCCAAAAGGUGUAGAUGUACCUGACCCUAUACAGACAAUUUGUACAAGAUGGGGAAAUGAUCCCUUUUCAUAUGGUUCAUACUCUCAUGUUAGGGUACAGUCAUCCGGCAGGGAUUAUGAUAUACUUGCAGAAAGUAUAGGCAAUAGGUUGUUUUUUGCUGGUGAAGCCACAACUCGGCAAUAUCCAGCCACCAUGCAUGGUGCCUAUUUGAGUGGGUUAAGGGAAGCUUCGCGUAUUCUCCGUGCCACAAGAGGUCGCCAAAACUACUUUAGGAGGUCUGUGCAGCGGAAUGUUGGACCAAGCAGUGAUCAAUUGGGUGAUCUGUUCAAGAUGCCUGAUCUAGUAUUUGGGAAGUUCUCUUUUGUGUUCAAUCCAUUAACAGAGGACCCUAAAUCAUUGGCGCUUUUGAGAAUUACUUUUGAUAAUUGCACAGAUGAUAUGAGGAAGGUGCUGGAAAAAAGCUGUGACCCCCAAUCGAAUCAAUCAUUGCAGCUGUACGCAGCAUUGUCCCGUGAACAGGCACAUGAGCUACAGAUGGUAACUGGAGAAGAUGAAAGUAAGUUGGUGUAUUUGAUAAAUAAUAUUGGAUUAAAGCUUAUGGGAGCUAAUGCUCUUGGAAUCACAUAUAACUCCUUGGUUACUAGCAUAUCUAGUGCAAGAAAAGGUAGGAGCAGGUACCGUAUAUCUGCACCACUGCUAAAUACAGUUUAGAUGAGCUACCGGUGUCAUUGCAUGAAAGUUUUGUGUACUCUUUGUUAAAAUGAAACCUAUUGAUGCAUGGUACUGCCCCAUGAGUGGAAAAAAUAUAAUGUCUUCUCUGGUGCAUGUACAUAAAACUAAUUAGGUAGGUUGUUCUUCCAUUGACGUCUAGAGUAAUGGCUUUGUCAGAGUUACUAAAUGUAGUAAAUUCUUUCUUAGCCAAAGAACGUAGAUCAGUUGGCCAAAUUGGUUGCUAAUUGAAGGAUCCAUUGGUCCAUUAUGUAGGUGUAGUAGUUUUAAGUUGUGAUUGAAUGUCAUUGUAUUUCCAUAACCAGACUCCAUAUUAAAAACUUAGUACUGUUGUAUCUUGUAUAUUGCAUAUAGUAAAAUUUUCAAUCGUUGGUGUA
Molecule: messenger RNA, 2924 nt
Organism: Gossypium raimondii (Peruvian cotton)
Lineage: Eukaryota; Viridiplantae; Streptophyta; Magnoliopsida; Malvales; Malvaceae
Product: lysine-specific histone demethylase 1 homolog 2
Exons: 3
Coding region: 277-2529 (750 amino acids)
Molecular function (GO): protein binding; oxidoreductase activity
Source: RefSeq, a predicted model, not a curated record